This is a messenger RNA of Anolis sagrei ordinatus, 6495 nucleotides long. It is a transcript of the gene PCGF3, whose product is annotated as polycomb group ring finger 3. The record is from RefSeq and is a predicted model, not a curated record. Gene Ontology annotation, cellular component: PRC1 complex. Gene Ontology annotation, biological process: regulation of transcription by RNA polymerase II. NCBI's taxonomy places the organism in Eukaryota, Metazoa, Chordata, Lepidosauria, Squamata, Anolidae.
GCUCGCGGCGCCCCCGCUCGGGCGCGCUCGGCUCCGCUCGGCUAUUUCCGCCUCUUUGUUGUACUAACUCCCGACCGGAAUAAUUUCUCCCCCUUCCCUUCACCUUCUUCGGGGUCUUGAAGGAUGGUUAUUUAUUUAUUUCGGGACAGGAAGAAUUAAAGGAAAAAAGGGGGGAAUACAUCUCCCCUUCCGGAAUUGCCCCCUCCCUCCGAGUGUGAGGGGGAAGCGGGCUCUCCCUCUCUCCCUCUCAGUCACCCACCCACCCGCGUGGCCGGCGCCGUCCUCGCUGCUGCUUCUGCUUCCUCCUCCUCCUCCUCUCCCAGCCAGGUUUCUGGAUGGCAGACUCUGAAAAGAAAUGCAGUUUUAAGAGACACCAAAGAUGCUGACAAGGAAGAUUAAGCUUUGGGACAUCAAUGCCCAUAUAACCUGCCGUCUUUGCAAUGGUUAUCUUAUUGACGCUACCACUGUAACGGAAUGCUUACAUACCUUCUGCAGGAGUUGCUUGGUAAAAUAUUUGGAGGAAAAUAAUACCUGUCCCACGUGCAGGAUAGUUAUACACCAGAGCCAUCCACUACAAUAUAUUGGUCAUGACAGAACAAUGCAAGAUAUUGUUUACAAACUUGUUCCAGAUCUCCAAGCUGCGGAAAUGAAAAAGCAGAGGGAUUUUUACCACAAACUGGGCAUGGAAGUGCCGGGUGACAUCAAAGGGGAGAUGUGCUCAGCCAAGCAACAUUUAGAAGCCCAUCGGAAUGGGGAAACAAAAGCAGACGAGAAUACAAACAAGGAAACGUCAGAAGAGAAACAGGAAGAAGAUAAUGAUUAUCACAGAAGUGAUGAACAGGUAAGCAUCUGCUUGGAAUGCAACAGCAGCAAAUUACGUGGACUAAAGAGAAAAUGGAUUCGCUGCUCUGCACAAGCUACAGUCUUGCAUCUAAAGAAGUUCAUUGCCAAAAAACUUAAUCUUUCUUCAUUUAAUGAGCUGGAUAUAUUAUGCAAUGAAGAAAUUCUGGGCAAGGACCACACUCUCAAAUUUGUAGUUGUUACAAGAUGGAGAUUUAAGAAAGCACCUCUACUGUUACAUUACAGACCCAAAAUGGACUUGCUGUAAGAACUGUUUUGUCCUUCUGGACAGUUUUUUGCAGAGACUAUCAUUGGGCACCUUCUUAGUGCAUCACACAGUUCACCCAAGACACAGACCAGCAGAAUCCAUUCCUGAAAAAAGCUGUGCUCGCCCGGUCAGCCAUCUUGAAUCUUUCUCUGAGGGAUGCGUUAACCUAACUUUCUGGAUAGAAAAAUAUUUAUACUUUUUUUCUACCAAAAAACAAAAAUGGAAAUUGUAAUUUGAGAGGACGCUACCAGCAUGAAGUUUACAGACACUGAAAACGCUUCAUGGCUUCUCAUGUGAACCUUAGUUCAUGGUCAUCAUCUUGCAAAGAUAUAAAAUAGACUUAAGAUGUGAAGAAGAUUGUUUAAGAUUAAGAUAUUGUUUAAGAUUGUUUGUCACCAAACAACGGUUAGAUUGCUUCACAACUUAGAUGUGGCAUAUUUUUGCAAGGUUUUCUGUUUGUUAUACCUCAUAGCCUUCUUGUCUGUUAGUUAGCCCUCUGUAGAAUAUUUACAUUGACAAAGAUCUAAUAGUUGGCAGUGAUUUUGCUGCAUGACGCUAUUCUGGAUUAUGCUCUUGUAUUCUUCUGCAGGUUCAUCUGACUGAGGUUAUUGGAAGAGUUUUAUCUCAUUCUGUUCUGUUGCAGUUUUUAUCAGCUCACAUAAAAGUGCUGAGCAUUAAGAAGGAACCUUCAUUUAGGAUAUAUGUGGCUUACAGAGCUGAGGGAGCUAUUAGAUUGGGGAAUUUGCCUUUCAGUAAAUGAAAUAUGUUGGAGGCAGCCUUAAUCACCUAAAUUCCAGUAGUGUUCCUUUGAAAAACACACUAUGCUAAUGCUGCACCACACUUUCUGUGAUGUGCAUUAACAGGUUGACCUUUCUGCUGUUUUCUAGGUUUCCCUGAAUUAUACUUUUAUGUUUGCCUGAUUAUUUAUUUAGGAUCUGAAUUCUCAGCCUUAUCUCCAAUAGAAAAGCGGUAUUAAUAAUAAUAAAAAUCCAGCUUUCUAGGGACACAUGGUCAAGCCUGAGCUUUUUAAGUGGUCAUCCAACAGAGGACUAAAUAACUUUAAAAGAUAAAUGCUGUUUUACUUUAAGCAAUUUGAGAUUUUUAAAAAAGGGAUUGCUUCUUCAAAAGUUCUACAACACCCCCUUUCCUUUAUUUAAUCCAUUAUUUGGUCCAGCAUGAACUACAGCCAAGAAUGUGCAUAGGCCCACUCACUGCUGCAUGUACCCUUACAUACACCUGUGUUUUAUUUUUCCCUUAUACAAGGGUUUCUCUUCUUAGUCCUUUUUUCCAUUGCAUCUCCAGGAGUAAAAAAUCAUUAUCAACCUUUUCCAAAGUGUCACCACCCUUUAAGCUUGCUUUUCUGGCUCCUCCUGUCAGCACAUGUGUCCGCUGGUAGCAUUUGUGUCCAAGGUGAGUUCUGUGACUUCUUUAUGCUUAAUUCCAUACAGGCAAACGUAAAUAAGUGAAAAUUGAGGAAGUCAAAAGGAGGGCCAAAUAGCAGCAAGUUCAAAAUGUUGGGAUGAACAUUCAAGGGGGAAACACAGACAUAGGGUGCUCUGGACUGUCCUGGUGAAAUUAAUGGAACUUGGAAAUAGUACAUUAAAUGCCUCGGGUGUUUACCCAUCUUUUAUGGGACAGUGAUUUCUCAAUGAAUGUGAUUAGUGCAAUUGCACUGUUGUGAUCCCAUUCAUUUCAGCACGGUAUGUGCUGGACAGUGUUCCACUAGAAAGUGCCCUUAAAAUAUUUCUAGCUCUUACAUCAUCUUUUUAUAAUAAAUGGUGGUUUAUGUCAGGAGAAAGUAAUGUUCAAAAAGUAUCUUUAAAAAAAAGUUUAAUGAAAAACUGCAGCGUCAUAGAAUUUGGAGCUCUCUACGGAACACAUUUAGUCGCAGAGUCUUAAAUGUAAGGAUUGCUUCUGCCCCAGUUCACCGGCCGCGUGGUGCUAUGUGCAAACAUCCUGGCUAACACGUCUUAGUGAGCCUUAAACUUGGUGACCCUGUCUAAUACUCCCUUGGUUCAGUUAAGCAUUUGGAGUGCUUAAUGCCCAUAUCCAACUAUCCAUUCUACCUCAGACUAGAUACACAGAUGAACUGUACGAUCAAUGCCAUCUUGAAAUACUGAAUACAGACAGCAUCCUGUGUACCUUGGGCUGAGGGAUUAAAUAGUAUCAUGAUGCAGACUACAACCCCGCAACUCUUGACUGCAACAGUCUACAGAAUCUGUAUUGCUAAGUUUCUAGCAAAUUUUUGAAUCACUUGAAUUUGAUACGGUGCUAUAUAAAUAUAUUUAAAUAUAUAUCUAGUCAGGUGCAUUGAAACCAAAGCCAGCACUUGACACCCAUGCUGGCUUUGUUGCUCUUAAAUGAGUAUUUAUCUCUGCUUUUAUAACAACCUGAUGAAAACAUCCUUGACAGAAAAUACUUGGUUUUUCUUUCUUUCUUUUUCAAAACAGCUUCUCAGAAUACUUCUUUUUCUAUGGAAACUGUGUCCCUUGAGGUGUGUUUGUUUCAAAGACCUAGCUGGCUUGUCUUAUCAGGAAAAAAAAAACCUACAGUGAAUACCAACAGAGCAGAUCCUUGUGAUAGAAAUUGUCUCUCUUCUGUGAAGUUUUUAAGGGACAGGUUUCACAAUGGUUAUGUUGGCAAAGCAUUCUGUUGAUCUUUCUGGCUUAAGGUCUUCAAAUCGUAUUCCACUCAAGUGGCUUGGGCCUCCUCCGGUCGCCACUGAGUUUGUGUUGGUUGAUUAAAAUGAUAUAUAAAAUAACUGUGAAGUCAUUUUUUAAAUUUUUUUAUUUCUUGGUUUCUUUUUCUUUUGGACUGCUUACCGCUGGUAAAUAAAUGCAGUAAAAUUGUCUUGUUGCAUUAUCCUCAGCAACAAAGAGGUGAGCAUAACAACACAGGUUUAUGGUCUCGCUUGAUAUAAUUUUCUUUUAAAAUAGAGAAAUCAGAAUAUAUAAUAUUGAAUUUUAAAUAAGGUUGGGGGGUUGAAAGUUAACUUUAUAAAAUUAUUUAUUCUAUUUUAAGCCUUCUAUCAUACUUUUUACCAUCUAAGUAUUUUUUGUUUCUAUGGUCCAGCUUUAUUUAUGGGCAUAUAAAAUGAAAUUGUGAGAUGUUUUUUACAAGCUUCUUUUUUUUUUUUUUGGGUGAAGGCCAAAUCAGAUGUUGCACUACAUGAGUGGCUGUUACUAAAAGUCAUGUGUCUAGCUCUCUGCCCCACACUGUAAAUUAUCUCUGGUUUGAUGUCCUGACAUUUUGCAUCUCUUUAUCCUCUUCCUGUGGCAAACGCUGUUGAGGAACAGAAAUAUUGAGGAUGAUAUAACCUGAGACCUGGGUAAGAUAUACUAGAGUAAAGGUGAACAUGCAGCCAUUUUUGCAUUUGGUGGCAACUACUUAUAUAGGGCAACAUUUAGUUUGGCCUUGAUCGAUUUUUUUGGUAUGUUUUUAUUUUGUAUGGAUAAAGAGCAUUACUUUAUGCUUUUUGUGCAAUAGGUUUGAAACAUGCUUUUGUUAGGCAUACAUUUUAAAUGGUAAAUGUAGCAUCUACUAACCACAUUUCCCCCUUCCCACCUUCCUGGUUUUUUAAAAUGUUAUUUUAAAGAAUGACAUUUGGGAGUUCUGUCUGUGUGCAAGGAUUACCUGUCAGCAAUAUUUUAAAGAUGGUUUGGCAAGAACUCUUAAAUGUGAAAUGUAAUUGGCAAGGCUUGCAGCCUAUCAGAAAUGUAUGUGUGUGCCAUUGGUAUGUCUGGUAUUUCUCUCUCUUUGUAUACCAUUAAACCUGGAAAUAUUUAUUUCUUAGUGGUUGUGCAAUGCUCCAGAUGCAAACAUUUAACCUCCGGGGGAAGAAAAAUACAAAUAGUUUAAAAAAUAUCAGACUACAAACUAUGAUGGUGCUAAUUUUUGUUUCUUCUACACUAUUUGGGCCUUUGAAACCCUACCCGGCUCUUACUGUUUUCAUAACAAUCUAAUCAGUCUUGGGAGAUUCACACUCCUGUUUCUUUUCCAAUGGAUGACAAAUCUAUUUGCAAACUUAGCCUAUUUGCAGUUAUUUGAAACUGAGCUGUAUGUUUAAAUGCAACAGGAGAAAGCCAACCCGUUUGUACAUCUAGACUAUGACUCUUUGAUAACUUUAUACUUUAACCAGUAGGUAAGAAAUGCAUUUCCUGCAAACGGUUAAAACUGUAUUUGACAGAAAAACCGUGUUUCUGUAUUUCCUCAGGUAAUUGCUCUGGUUUUAAACACUUCACACGAUACCUUAACUUCUCAUAUAUUUGUGUGUAUGUGUGUGACCUCAGAUUUAAAAUGUGAAAAGAUGGGGCACACUAGCAGACCAUUGCAUGUCAGAAUUGCAAGUGGAUAUAUUCACCUUGUAGUCAAAAUGUGCACAGGGAACACAACAUUUUUCUUAAAAUACACACAGUUGGCUUGGAACCACACUUUCCUAUGGUAGUGGAAAGUGACGGCAGAAUACACAUUCUCCAGGAAUUUGUUUCUAACCCUAAAAUUGGCAGAUGUCAUUCGAGCUUGAGGUUCUUUCAUCUUUGCUAAGCGGAAGCUGAAUAUGGCUUAGAAAGGCUGUAUCUACACAAUUGGCAGCAGACCUGGCUCUGAAGGAUAGCAUUUUGCAUUGGAAGACGUGACUUCACAAUCGCCUCCCUCCUUACUCUGUUUUGAAUGGGGAUGGGAGACUGCAAAGAAAAUAUGGUAGGAGAAAUAUUAAGGGCUCUCUGUCUUGCCCGCCUCUCUUUUACCCUUUAUCCCAGUGUUUAGAUGUUCUUCACUGAAUAACUGGGUUCCCAGAUCAGGGUUUGGUAGAUGCCUUGGUCUGUUGCUGACUGUGUAAUGUGGCCAAAUGCAUCUGUCUAGAUUUCUGUUGAUAUCCAUGAACACUGAACCUAUCAAAGAUGCAUAUGCAGCCUCAUUAUGCUUUACACAAACAAGCCUAUUAAUUGCACGAGGUAAAUCAAGCAAGAUGCACUGGGUAUGGGUUGCUGCAGAAAAGUCCUGUUUCAAAUUAUAACAGCCAAAUGACAGGACAAAGGUCAGGAAUACAAUUCAUUUGCAACAGAUACAUUUAGGGUUAUGGAACAAUAAGCCAGUGCAGCUGUUUAAGCCUUUAUCCUCACUGUAUGGCAUAAUAACAUUACUGAACAUUCUUGCCAUAUUAAAAAAAAAUCAUGUUUUUGGCUUGGUUUCAUUUGAAAGUUUACAUUAAAAGUUUUUUUUUAAUGCUUUGUGUUGCUGUGUAACUUUUGUACUUUUGGUGGCAAGUUUUUGUCUGAAUAAGCCUUUGGGGGGUUAUUGCUUAAUGUUUUGAUUUUAUGAUAGUGAAGCUUGUAUUCAGUGUUCUGCCAAUUAAUAUUAUAUGCUUGUAAUAAAAGCCAAAAAAACCC